Capra hircus (goat) is the source of this 1359-nucleotide messenger RNA. Its product is annotated as tripartite motif-containing protein 64-like. The transcript has 6 exons. The record is from RefSeq and is a predicted model, not a curated record. Gene Ontology annotation, molecular function: protein binding; zinc ion binding. Bases 1 to 1359 code for a protein of 452 amino acids. NCBI's taxonomy places the organism in Eukaryota, Metazoa, Chordata, Mammalia, Artiodactyla, Bovidae.
AUGGAUUCAGACACACUGGAAGCCUUCCAGAGGGAACUCACCUGCUCCAUCUGCAUGAACUGCUUCCUGGACCCCGUCACCAUAGACUGUGGGCACAGCUUCUGCCGUCCCUGUCUGAGCCUUUGCUGGGAGGAAGACUGGAUUCCAAAGAGCUGCCCUGAGUGCAGGGGAAUAUCAGCAAAGACCCAGUUCACAACCAAUAUUGUCCUCAAGAGGCUGGCUUCCCUUGCCAGACAGGCCAGAGCUGACCACGACCACAGCUCUGAGGAGCAGAUCUGCGUGACACACCAGGAAGCCAAAGGCCUCUUCUGUGAGGCUGACCAGACCCUGCUCUGUGGGCCCUGCUCUGAACGCCCCGAGCACGCAGCUCACAGCCACAGGCCAAUACCCAGGGCUGCUGAGGAGACCCGGGAGAAACUUCUAAAGAGAAUGGGCUCUUUAUGGAAAAUCAGAGAAGAAAUGCAAACUAUUCUGAACCAGGAAGCUAAAAAAACUAGGUCAUUUAAGGACUAUGUGGCCUUAAGGAAGGAGAUGAUUACAGCUGAAUAUCAGAGGAUACCUCUGUCGCUCCGGGAGGAGGAGCAACUGCAUCUGCAGGCCCUGGAGCGAGAAGCCAAGGAGAUUUGUGAACAACUCGAGUACAGUGUGUUCAGAAUGACUCAGUACAGAGCAAGUCUGAAAGAAAUGUACAGAGAGCUGACUGGGAUGUGCUGCAAGCCGGACGGGGAGCUGCUCCAGGUGAGAAAGGAGGUAGAUGCACGGACUGACUUGGCAGAGACGCAGAAGCCUCAGCCAGUGAACCCAGAGCUCACUUGCUGGCCUGUCACUGGAAUCCUAGACACACUGAACAGCUUCAGAGUGGAUAACAUUCUGAGUCAGACAAUGACCAUUCACCACAUGAGCCUUUCUGAGGAUGGUGAUGAUGCAAGUUUGAUGUUCAGAGAUGAGCACCACGGAGCAUGCAGACAGCCUCAGAUUGUGGAGAGUGUCAUGUCCUGGGGCUCUCGGGCCUUCACCUCCGGGAGGCAUUACUGGGAGCUGGACGUGACGUACUCCUCCAGCUGGAUUCUGGGCAUCUGCAAAGAUAUCUUGAUAACUGAUACUAAUAUCAGUAUUUAUUCUGAAGAAGCAUGUGUUCUGUUUUCCAAGAAGGUGAAAAAUCAUUAUAGUCUCUUCACCAAUGCCCCACCCUACAUUCAGUAUGUGAAAAGGCCUCUGGGGAGGAUUGGGAUGUUUCUGGAUUAUGACAAUGGAAUUGUGAGCUUCUAUGAUGUUUGCAGAGGAUCCCUCAUAUACAGUUUCCUUUCUUCCCCCUUUUCCUUCCCUCUGAAGCCUUUCCUUUGUCUUAGGUCUCCAUGA